GGGUAAGUGCGGAACACAAUCGCUGAUGUAACAUUUGUUGUAAUUCAUUCAUAGUUCACAUUGUACUAUGACCAGCGAGCUCUAGAAAUGUCCAUUGUCAUAUUGAACGUAACUGUUCAGUGAGCGUAGCUAUUUUGUCGGUCAAGUGAAGUUUUGAGCAUCUUUAUAUGCCUGGUAUUUCGCGGCGGCUAACUACCUCUUCGACCGACACACUGCGACACGCAGACCGAGCUAGACCGCCAUGGCAGAAACAGAACCUCAAGUCCAAUUUAAGCUUGUGUUAGUGGGAGAUGGUGGUACCGGAAAGACCACAUUCGUGAAGAGACAUUUGACGGGAGAGUUCGAGAAGAAAUACGUCGCCACACUCGGAGUCGAGGUACAUCCCUUGGUCUUCCACACCAACAGAGGUGCCAUCAAAUAUAACGUUUGGGACACGGCUGGUCAGGAAAAGUUUGGAGGCCUCAGAGAUGGCUACUACAUUCAAGCCCAGUGUGCUAUCAUCAUGUUCGACGUCACAUCCCGAGUUACCUACAAGAACGUGCCCAACUGGCAUCGUGACCUGGUGCGAGUCUGCGAAAACAUUCCCAUUGUGCUUUGUGGUAACAAAGUAGACAUCAAAGACAGAAAAGUCAAGGCCAAAAGCAUCGUCUUUCAUCGCAAGAAGAACCUGCAGUACUACGACAUAUCGGCAAAGAGUAAUUACAACUUCGAGAAGCCCUUCCUCUGGCUGGCACGGAAGCUGAUCGGUGACCCCAACCUGGAGUUUGUGGAGAUGCCCGCGUUGGCCCCGCCCGAGAUCGCCAUGGACCCCACACUUGCUGCACAGUAUGAGCAUGACCUUAAAGUGGCGUCAGAAACAGCUUUGCCAGACGAGGAUGACGAUCUUUAACAUGUGACUCUUGUAACGCUCUUGCCAUUGGUUGGCCACAAGACAUCAGGUUGUGCCGUGGCGACAGAGCUAUCCCCCUCCACCCACACAACCUUUCCUCCUGACACCAACCCCCCCCAGCUCCCUUACUGUAAAAUCCCAAUGCAGAUUAUUUUUAUUUUUCAACUUUUCGUUCUGUUUUUGUGUUUGGAAAAAUGAGAAUUGAAUUUGUGUGGUUCUCAUAUUUCAGUGUAGAUCUUGCUAACAGUAAAAUCAUCAAUGCGCGGACCUUGCAUUAUUCAUAUGUACACAGUCAGAUACACUAGUGUAAGCGCUGGUUGAACGUUGAGAGCUUACAGUGUUGAGCGGAACUUGCGGUCUGUAAGACUCCCAGCACUUAGUUUAAACUUUGAAUAAAAACAUUCUGAAUA
Molecule: messenger RNA, 1299 nt
Organism: Engraulis encrasicolus (European anchovy)
Lineage: Eukaryota; Metazoa; Chordata; Actinopteri; Clupeiformes; Engraulidae
Gene: ran
Product: RAN, member RAS oncogene family
Exons: 7
Coding region: 242-889 (215 amino acids)
Biological process (GO): ribosomal subunit export from nucleus; protein import into nucleus
Cellular component (GO): cytoplasm; nucleus
Molecular function (GO): GTPase activity; GTP binding
Source: RefSeq, a predicted model, not a curated record